Molecule: messenger RNA, 948 nt
Organism: Magnolia sinica
Lineage: Eukaryota; Viridiplantae; Streptophyta; Magnoliopsida; Magnoliales; Magnoliaceae
Exons: 2
Coding region: 1-948 (315 amino acids)
Source: RefSeq, a predicted model, not a curated record
AUGUUCAAUAUCAAGACAUAUAACUCGAAGCAUACUUGUACCAUAUCGUUUGAGGCGAUACGCGAAUCUGAGACCACAAUCGCGGAUGACCGUACUGAUAUAGUGACCUCGAAGAGGAAGGGGAGAGAUCAUCGCCAAGCCACUAGUUUGAUAAGUAGUGAAUUUGGUGUCGAUCGUAUGAGUUUGGGGCUGACCUGCACGGCAAAGGAAAUUCAAUAUCGUAUGAGUGAGAUGUAUGGUGUUGAGAUUAGUUACAAGAAAGCGUGGAAGGGUAAAGAGAUAACAACCAAACAAGUCUUGGGAUCCUACGAGGGUUCUUAUAAUGAGCUCCCGGCGUAUCUUCACAAGUUGAAAAAGACCAAUUUAGGGACUGUGACGGAGUUGCAGUGCAUCAGAAGCCUAAAUUUACAUGUUUGGAGGGUGUUGUGUGUUGAUGCUGCAAACUUAAUAGGAAGGUACAAGGGCGUUCUCUUCAUGGUUACUGCAUUGGAUGGAAACAAUCACAUCCUCCCUGUGGCGUAUGGGAUUGGAGAAUCUGAGAACAAUAGUAGCUGGAGGUGGUUCCUUGGGAUUUUAUCCAAGUUAAUCGGGAAUCUUCCAGGACUAGUGAUAGUGUCAGAUCAUCACAAAGGAUUGGUUAGUGAAGUCCCUAACAUGUUCCCGCAUGCGAUCCAUGGAUAUUGUGCUCAUCACAUACUUGGAAACAUGAACAAGGCAUGUUCAGAUGAUUCAAUGAGGGAAUACUUUUGGGGUGCUGUUAAGACGUACCGGACAUCAACGUUUCGAGAGAUGAUGCGAUGCAUUCAAAUGUUGAAUCCCACGGCGUAUCAGUUCCUCAAUGGUAUAGAAAAAGAAAGAUGGGUGACCUCUUUCUUUCCUGGCAUGCGGUAUAACAUCGUCACCACCAACAUCAUGGAGAGCAUGAGUGUAUUGUUUGUAGAUACAUGA